Messenger RNA from Sphaeroforma arctica JP610, 1534 nucleotides. RefSeq lists its product as hypothetical. Gene Ontology annotation, cellular component: membrane. The record is from RefSeq and is a predicted model, not a curated record. Gene Ontology annotation, molecular function: transmembrane transporter activity. The transcript is spliced from 4 exons. NCBI's taxonomy places the organism in Eukaryota, Ichthyosporea, Ichthyophonida. The coding region runs from base 56 to 1363 and encodes 435 amino acids.
CUCACUACUAUUGCCAUGUGCUAUAUCGUGAUAAUUGGCGAGUAUAUAGCGUGAGAUGUCCGGUUGCGCCAGUAUGCGGAUGAGAUGUGCUAUCAAACUGUACCCCUGGGGACUGGUGCUAUUUGCACUGGUGUUUACUCAGUUUGGCUUCUCGAGUUAUGCGAUCAUACUGAAAGCUUUCGCACAGGGUGAGAAAACAGAUCCAUUGGUGUUCUCUGCAUUGCGUGACAUGCUGGCCUUGCCUCUGUUGAUGGUGGCUGCCAUACUCAAGGAGGGGCGUCACUCCCCCAAAAACCGAUACCAGUGGCUACUGUUUGGGCUGCUGGGCUUGUUCGGCAUGCUGGGAAAUCAAUUGGGCUUCAUCCUGGGGUUGUACUACACCACCCCAUCCAUUGCCGCCAUCAUGCAACCGCUCAUACCUGUGGUAACGUACCUGAUGAGCAUCGCGUGUGGCAUGGAGGCCAUGCCGGUCCUAAGAGAGACUGUUGGCCAGGCCCGUGUACUGGGUACCAUCGCAUCCGUGUGUGGUGCCAUCGUAAUCGUGCUUGCGCACCGGGCACCUUCGGCAGAGACUGUGCAGACGCAGACCUCCUUUAUGCUAUUUGGCCUAUGCUGUCUACUAACCAACAUAGCCUGCAUGGCGACGUAUAUCAUACUGCAACGCCUGCUGGUUUCUAAAGGAGCCCAGGACUCCGCCCCCGAGUCACACAGCCCCAACCUGGAUGCGAGCGGGUUGCGUGCGUCAGAGGUACUAUACAGUGGCUUAGACCCCAUUCACCCCCAUAUACCGGCAGCUACAAUGCAGGCAGACGGUGUCAGAGACACGCACAUGGACCUGAUCAGCGACAGCGUCGAUGUAGCGCGGGUGCACGUGCGUCCUCGCGCGCUUAAUCAAUGGGCCAAUCAGAUGCGACUUACUUGCACAGAGUACAGUGAAUACCCGGUGACGGUGGUGGCCUGGAGCUAUCUCUUCGGAGGGCUGUUCAUGACACUGUGCUGUGGCAUGUACAUUCCUCUGGGCCUGACCGACCGAUUCCACUUGGCCGACAACAUCUGGAUCCCGCUGCUGUACGCAGUUUUUAUUGCAUCGACACUGUGCUACGCGCUGAUUUCGUGGACACAUCAGUAUCUGCAGCCGUCGCUUGUGACCGCGGCAUGGCCUCUACAGAUACCAUUUGUGGUCAUCAUGUCCUACAUCUUCUUUGGGGAUGAGCUUAUGGCGUUGGAUUGGGUGGGGGCAGGACUCAUUGUGUCUGGUUUGAUAGCAGUCACCUGGUCAGACUACACAUCACACACCGAGAGUAAACCGAAACUUCGAACGCGGAGUGCUGACAAGAUAUACGAAGAAGUACCUGAUAGGUGAGAAAUAAAUUAUGUAGAUCUGCAUGCAGUCAUGUUGAACAAUAUACCGAGCUGUUUAAAUCGAUAUGUUUCUCUUAUAAUAGUCACAUUUCGGUCUAUAAAUUUCCAAGAACAUUCAUAUAUUCAUGAACUGUUCUGUGCCCUAUACGCAAUACAAAUCAUGUUUGUGUUG